UGGAACCUCACCUUGGACUUUCCACCUCAAUCUUUCAGGUCAAUCUUCCAAUCCAGUCCCUUCCUCCCGCCUGACCCCUUCUCUCUCCCCCCUCAAUCCCGACAAGACGACAACUGGCAUCCCUAGUCUCGAGGGAUAGAAUCCAUACAGCUCGUCUCCAUUAUCUCUGCAUUAGCUUGCAGAGUCGACAGCCGCGAGCUAUCUCGACACUUCACCAUGGCCGACAUUGAGAGCGUCGACGUCCCCAAGGCUGAGGAGCAGGAUCCUCAGCUCGUAGAGGAACAGGAGGAGCAGCCCGACGACACGGCCAUCGAGUCUGCCUCGGACGCGCCAAAGGAAGAAGACCAGGAGGCCACCCCGAUCCCUUCGUCGCCCGACGCCAGCGCAUCCGAGGCUCCCAAGCCAGCGGCCAAGGCCAAUGGUGAGGCCAAGCCCACGACAACCUCUACUGUCAGGCGUCCCGCAGGUGCAACUACUGGCACUGUCCGCCGACCUGGUACUACAACCACGACCCCCUCGAGGACGGCUGGCACGACAGCAACAGCUCGUGCGACAGGUGGUUUGAGCAAGCCCCCGACGCGCCCUCCCACGACAUCCACGACAGGUGUGCGCCGCCCCACGACGGCUACCUCGACCACGUCGUCCCACCGCAGCCGUCCGAGCGUCAGCGCCAGUGAAGAUGAGCGCAAACCUGCUGCUUCGACCACCACUGCCCGCCGCACCAGCAGCAUCAUGACGAGCCCUGCCAAGCCGACUGCUACCCGAACACCUGCUGGUACGACCGCUUCGGCGCGCAAGCCUGCUGCGGGCACGACGUCGUCCACGACAUCAUCGAGAACGACGCCAGCCCCCAGGACGGCCACAGCCGGCGCAGCGAGGACUGCAACCACCCGCGCUCCUGGGACCACUGCCUCGGCUACCGAACCCAAGAAGCGCCUGUCGACUGUCGGUGCUACACCAACCAUGCGCACGGCAUCGCGACCUACUACCGCUUCCUCCGAUGCGGCCAAGGAAAUUGAUGAACUCAAGUCCAAGGUCGCUGAGGGUGAGACUGAGAUUGAGAACCUCAAGGCCCAGAUCAAGACAUCCGAGGAGAAGCUCGCCGAGCUGAGCGAGAAGCAAAACGCUCAGCCCACCGAGGAACUCCAGGAUGCGACCCGCAAGGAGGGUGAAGAAGCCAUUGCUAGCCUCAAGUCUGAGCACGAGGCUGCCGUCGCCGCUCUCGAGUCGCAGGUGGCCGAGACUAGCUCCCAGCUCCAGGCUGCUCAAGCCGAGGUUGAGCAGCACAAGGCCGACCUCGCUGCCGCGCAGGGCUCCAAAGACGCGCUGCAAGCGGAGCUCGAUGCUGUCAAGCAAUCGCUCGAAACACUGCAGACUGAGAACGACGAGAAGCUCAAGGCUGCCGAGGCUGCUCUGAAAGAGGCGCGAGACGAGCAAGCUGCCAAGGUCGAGGAGCUCACCGCUUCCUUGAACCAGGAGCACCAGGCUGCUGUGGAGGCUCUCGAGUCCAAGCACAAGGAAGAGCUUGCGCGGGACCAGUCGGAUGCGUCGUCCCAUGAGACUGCCAUGGCUGAGCUCAAGUCGAGCCAUGAAGCUGCCCUCGCAGAGCUACGGAAGAAGAUUGACGAGCUUACCGCUUCUCAGUCCGCUGUCGAGGCGGCCAGCGAGGAGAAGGUUAAGGCCGAGAGUGAGGCUCACCUUGCCAAAGUAACUGCCCUCGAGGGCGAGAUUGCUGAGCUCAAGGCCAAGGCGGAGAGCGCCGAGGCCGCCGCUGAGGACGCCAAGUCGCAGCUGGAGUCUGGAAGUGGCGAUGUCGGCAAGUUGCAGAUGGCCUUGGCCGAGAAGGAGGACGAGCUCGCUGCUGCCAAAGACGAGCUCUCCAAGGUCAAGGAGGAGAUAUCAGCCUGCCAAGCUCAGCUCGCUGAGGCGCAAGCUAGCCUCGCCGACAAGGAGAAGGAGAUUGCCGAGAUCAAGGAUAAGCACGAGGCACGCAUGCUGCAGCUCAGCAAGGACUACGAGGCCGAGAUUGAUGAAGCCAAAGCAGAGCCACACUUCAAGCGUCAGUUCGAGGCUCUGGAGCUCAAGCACAAUGACCUGGACAAGAGCUUUGCCGAAGCCAAGGAAAGUCACUCGGCGGCCAUCGCAGCAGCCAAGGCUGAGCACGAGAGCGCUCUGGCCGCCCUUGAGACCAAGGAGAUCGAGCACCAGAAGGCUCUUGAUGCUCUUCGUGCCAGUCAUGCCGAGGAGCUGGAAAGUGCCAAGACCGGCGCCACCAGCGACAAGGAGACCCAUUUGGCCGAGAUUGACGCCCUGAAGAAGCAGCACAGCGAACAGCUGGAGAUCCUCAAGAAGGAAAGUGAGUCGAAUUUGACCAAGGAGCUCGAAGCGCUGCAGGCCUCCCAUGCCGAGGUACUGCAAGCCAUCGAGAAGGACAGCGAAGGCGAGAAGCAGAGACUGCUGGAGAACCACCAGGCUGAGCUGGCCUCGGCCAAGACAGCUGGCGAUAGUGCGCACGCUGAGGCGCUCAAGAAGCUUCAGGACGAGCACGCCGCCAGCAGCGAGAGCGCCAAAAGCGCCCAUGCUGCUGAGCUGGAGAAGGCAGUGGCAGAGGCUGCUGCCUCGCGUGAGGCCGGCGAGGCCCACGCCAGCGAGAUGGAGAAGCUACGUGCCGAGCUUGCGGCGGCCAAGGACGCCAGCGCGGCCGCCGAGAGCGCUGAAGUUGCUGCUCUGAAGCAACAGCUCGAGGCUGCCCACGCGGAACUGGAGAACUUCAAGGCAGAGACCGAGAUGGCCAUUGAGCGGGCCGUCGAGAGCUCCACGGUCGAGCUGGAGGAGAAGCACAACAGCGUGGUUGAGCAGCUCAUCAACCAGAACGCCGAGGCUCUUGACAAGUACAAGACGGAGCGGUCGGACUAUGGCAAGGAGCUUGAGGCUAUGACGGCGUCGCACUCCCAGGCCCUCCAGGACGCCAUCACUGAGUACAGCCAGCGCAGCGACUCGCUGCAGGAGCAGCUCAAGGAGGCUUCACUGGCCCGCGACGCUCUGGCAGAGCAGCUGCAGACCGUCCAAGAGACUCUCGACAGCUCCAACGAGGAGAUCAACAGCCUGAGCCAGCAGCUUGCGCACGAGAAGAUGGAGCGCAUGACUGCGCUGGCGGAGCUAGAUGCUGCCAAGAGCGCGAAGCCCGACACGAGCGAGUUGGAUCGCCUGAGGCAGCAGCUGUCGACGGCCGAAAAGUCCCACGGCGAUGCCCUGGCUUCGCGCGACGAGGAGCUCUCUGCCGCCAAGGCCUCUCUCGAGGCAGCCCAGGAGCAGCUCUCGUCCGUGACAGAGGACCUCGAGCUCGUGAAGAAGGAUCUCGAGGCCCACCGCGCCGAGGCCGAGGCCAAGUCGAUGACGGCCCAGGCAGACUACAAGGACCUGAAUGAGAGCAUGACGAGCAUGGUGGAGGAUGCGCAGAACAAGGUCAAGCUCAUGCAGACGGAGCUCGACGAAGCCAACAAGAAGGUGGGCGACUUUGAGAGGAAGCUUGAGGAGCUGGAUACCCAGCUCAAGGUCAAGGACGCCGAGAUUGCCGAGGCAAAGGCAAAUGCCCCCUCAAAGGCUAAGGGCCUUGCGGACAGCCGUUUUGCCAACGAUGACGAUGACGACAAGGCCGAAGGUGAGGACGAGACCGAUCACGACUCUGCUGCGUUAGCCUUGCUAAGUAAGGCCCGCGUGACGGCGAAACAGAUGGACGCCCUCAAUCGUGAGGUGGGGGAGCGCAACUUGAGGGCGCUGGGCUCCAUCACGAACUGGUCGCAACAACCAACGAAGACGAUGUGAUCUGUGUGCGUGUGUAUAUUAUGUCAAAUAAUUGUUAAUACCCCCCGGCGCUGUUUGUGCGCUUGUAUCUACUUCUUUACUUCUCUGCCUGCGCUGUGUUCUUUGAGGUGUUCGACGUCAGCAUUGGAGAAAGAUACCCCCCCUUUUGUUCUGACAU
Emericellopsis atlantica is the source of this 3982-nucleotide messenger RNA. RefSeq lists its product as uncharacterized. NCBI's taxonomy places the organism in Eukaryota, Fungi, Ascomycota, Sordariomycetes, Hypocreales, Bionectriaceae. The coding region runs from base 217 to 3825 and encodes 1202 amino acids. The transcript has 5 exons. The record is from RefSeq and is a predicted model, not a curated record.